Messenger RNA from Oncorhynchus keta (chum salmon), 6098 nucleotides. Its product is annotated as leucine-rich repeats and immunoglobulin-like domains protein 1. The transcript has 18 exons. Gene Ontology annotation, molecular function: protein binding. NCBI's taxonomy places the organism in Eukaryota, Metazoa, Chordata, Actinopteri, Salmoniformes, Salmonidae. The coding region runs from base 1030 to 4119 and encodes 1029 amino acids. The record is from RefSeq and is a predicted model, not a curated record.
CAGUCAGAGUUUGCGACGCCUGUAGAAUCCACAACAACCAGUGAGAUUAGGAGUUUAACCUUUCUUCAAAUUUGAGCCAAUUGCAAGACAAAAUGGGAGGUUCCCAAGUGCUGUUGUGCAUCCAACGUGGGACUAUGGAACGAAGACUGAAAAGAAUUAAGUAAAAAAAAAUAAAAAAAAUAACUCAUGGUGGAUAGGGUCUGAAGUUGGGACUGAACCAGGCUCCGAACGCCGAGGUUUUCUGACCAUAGACUGCAUCUGAUAAGCAUUUACUAGGAACUACACUAACCCGUCGAGUGUGCGGCGAAAUUGGGAUCAAUCGGCACAAAGUGUAUACUUUUUGGGGUGUUUUGUAGCGCCAUAAACGAGAAGUCAACGAUAACUCGUUUUCGGCACCGAUUUCACCUCUUUCGAGUGCUUCAUUUGCGUACCAGAGUAACGCCGUCAAAGUUUUAGCCAACAUUCCAAGCGUGCGAUGAAGAGAAGAUACAUUAAAGAGUUUGUUCCGAGUGCCACUGCCGAUGCAAUCCGCAUAGGCUAGUAUUUGGAAAAUGUGUGUCACAUGUAUAUUUGACAUGAACGCAAUCUUAAAUUAAGAGCCCCUGUUGAUGUUUGCCAUGUUUUUCUCUCUGGCAUUUUUAGGCUAUUGAUGUUUCCCCAAAACUAAUCGCUUUGCCAAGAAAGGAUCCUCAUUUCAACCUUUUAUGGACAAGUUCAAUUUACUUGUAUGUUAUUUAAUUAUGUCUGCUUGACAAGUUUAUUGUAGCCUUCUUGCUUCGUAAACCGUGAUUCACCUUUGAUUUCAGCACACAUUGGACAAAAGUUGGACUGGGAACUUGCGUCUAAACGACUUGCUUAUUUGGAAGAGUAGACCAGUUGUACACGCCACAGGUGUUAUUUUUUUCUACAUUUUACCACAACGCAAUUUGUGAUAUAAUAGACCGCACUAUCUCUAAAACGGUACCAGAUUUCCAAUUUGUGGAUACGACGAGAGAUCAGUGGCCAGCGCGCGAUUAAACUUGAUACAAAAUGGCGGCGUCCCUGGGACGAAUUGGAUCGGUUUCUCACUAUGGUUUUUAUUUAGUUUUAUCGCUGGAACUGUUAAUCAAUUACGGCUUGAGUUCCGAUUUACCAUGUGCUGAGAACUGUACCUGCACUGGAGAUUCUGUGGACUGUAGUCAUUUGGAUUUGACAGAUACACCGCUGGACCUGCCCAUUCAGACAGUUGCCCUAAAUCUUGGCCACAACAAGUUGACAGCCAUUGAUGUCGGAGUCUUCUCAAACCUCCCAAACCUACGAGAGCUGCGCCUGGACCAUAAUGAGCUGACGUCCAUCCCUGAUCUCGGUCCGGCUGUGUCUCAGAUCACUUCCCUCUACCUACACCACAAUAAGAUCCGCACCAUCGAUGGGAGGCGGAUGAGAGACCUGAUCUCUGUGGAAACCCUGGACCUGAGCAACAAUGACAUCACUGAAGUCAGAGUUCAAGGUUUCCCCGCAGGUCUCCAGAUCAAAGACCUGUACCUGAGCAACAACAAGAUACAGUUCCUGGAGGCCGGUGCUCUGGACCAGCUCUCCUCCACCCUGCAGGUUCUGAGACUGAGCCGGAACCGCAUCUCUCAGGUCCCUGUCAAAGGCUUCCAGCUGCCCAAGCUCACCCAACUUGAGCUGAACAGGAACCGCGUGAGGCAGGUGGAGGGGCUGACCUUCCAGGGCCUGGCCAGUCUGGAGGUCCUCAAGCUGCAGAGGAACAACAUCAGCAAGCUCACCGACGGAGCCUUCUGGGGCCUGGCCAAGAUGAAAGUGCUUCACCUGGACUACAACAGCCUGAGGGAAGUGAACAGUGGCUCCCUGUACGGCCUGUCCUCUUUGCUGCAGCUCUUCCUCAGCAACAAUUCCAUCUCCCACAUCAACCCAGAUGGUUGGAGGUUCUGCCAAAGGCUACGGGAACUGAAUCUGUCCUACAACAACCUGAGUCGUCUGGAUGAGGGCAGCCUGGCGGUGCUGGGGGAUCUCCACACCCUCCGUCUGGGGCACAACGCCAUCAGCCACAUCACCGAGGGGGCCUUCAGAGGCCUCAAGGCCCUGCGCCUCCUGGAGCUGGACCAUAAUGACAUCUCAGGCACAAUAGAGGACACCAAUGGGGCCUUCUCUGGACUGGACAGCCUCAACAAGCUAACUCUGUUUGGAAACAAGAUCAAGUCAGUGGCCAAGAAAGCCUUCUCAGGACUGGAGGCCCUGGAGCACCUGAACCUGGGAGAGAACGCCAUACGCUCCAUCCAGCCAGAGGCCUUCAGCAAGAUGAGGAGCCUCAGGAACCUGCUCAUCCAGAGUGACAGUUUCCUGUGUGACUGUCAGCUCAACUGGUUCCCUGAGUGGCUGAUGACCCGGGGGCUACAGACUGGCGUAGAGGCUACCUGUGUCCACCCCGAAAUCCUGAAGGGUACUAGUGUCUUCCAGGCUCCACCAGAGAGAUUUGUCUGUGAUGACCUGCCUAAGCCCCAGAUCACGUUGCAGCCAGAGACCACAGUGACGGUUCUGGGUAGUGACGUGCGCCUCACGUGCACGGCAGCCAGCAGCAGCAGCUCACCUAUGACCUUCGCCUGGCGCAAAGACCAGGAGCUGCUCCGUCAUGCUGAGGUGGAGAACUUCGCCCACCUGCGCGCUAACCACGGGGCGGUGAUGGAGUACACCACCAUUUUGCACCUGCGUCAUGUGACCUUCGCCCACGAGGGCCGAUACCAGUGCAUCAUCACCAACCACUUUGGCUCCUCCUACUCCACCAAGGCCCGCCUUACUGUCAACGUCAUGCCUACGUUUGUGAAGACCCCUCGAGACAACACCAUCCGUACGGGCACCACUGCCAAGCUGGAGUGUGCGGCCGAGGGCCACCCCACCCCUGAGAUCGCCUGGCAAAAGGACGGAGGCACGGACUUCCCGGCGGCACGCGAGCGGCGGAUGCACGUGAUGCCUGACGAUGACGUGUUCUUCAUCAUGGAUGUCAAGCUGGAGGACAUGGGCGUGUACAGCUGCACCGCCAAGAACACAGCGGGCACUGUGUCUGCCAACGCCUCUCUCAUCGUGCUGGAGACGCCCCACCUGGCCCAAGAGCUGGAGGACCAUAGUGUGGUGGUGGGGGAGACUGUAGCCCUGCAGUGUAAGGCCCUGGGCAGCCCCCCACCCAAAAUCACCUGGCUGAGGAACGACGAGCCCCUCCGCUCCUCCGACCGACACCACUUCACCCCCGGCAACCAGCUGUUGGUGAUCGGCAGCGCCGCCCUAGAGGACGCUGGCAGGUACACGUGCGUAAUGUCGAACACGCUGGGCACAGAGCGCGGCCACAGCCAGCUGAGUGUCCGCCAGACCGGCUGCGUCGCCCCGUCCGGCCACAGCACCGUCACUAUGGGCAUCAUCGUCAUCGCUGUGGUGACCAGCAUCGUGGUGACCUCGCUGGUGUGGGUGUGCAUCAUCUACCAGACGCGCAAGAAGAGCGACGAGUGCAGCGUAACCAACACCGAUGAGACAAUCGUGCCCCCGGACGUCCCCAGCUACCUGUCCUCCCAGGGGACCCUCUCGGAGCGCCAGGACGUGUGUAUCCGCGUGGAGGCUAGCAUCGGACCUCCGCUCAACGGACACAUAGACAACACAGGUUACAAUGGGGCUGUAGUGUGUACAGAGUGUAUGGAGAACGGUAACAGCUACUCCAAGACAGACUUCGACUAUCUCACCCAGGGGCUGGGACCUGUAGGCCUGGAGUACCAACAACACCCCCACCACAUGGACUACAGUGUACCUGUACCCCUAGGGGUGGAUACGGGACCCCUCUCCAACGGGACCCCCAACGGAGUCAGAAGGGAUUCCUCGCCACCUGAAUUUACAUCACAGAGAAACCACCACAACAGAAAAGGUUCCUCAGUGAACAGGACGGGACACACAACUCUAGUGUGCUCCCCAUCCCAGGAGGAGGCCUUCCACAAGCCGGUGAAACUCGCCCCCGUAAGACGCCAAGACACACUGGACACGGAUCGUGAGCCAGAGCUCAGACAGACUCUACUGUCCAACGGACACACUCCCAGAGCCUCCCAGAGUGACAGCACCCCCCUCAGGAGCGCUAGCGACUAGCAGGCACUCCCCACCCUGACACUAAUAGACUCACUAGCCCUGAGUGGACUUGUUCUUUGCACUGGGAACUGCUACCUCAAACAGAGAGGCCAAGAUCUGAUCCCCUCCCCUGUUUGGACUAACAGGGUGGGAGCUGGGAGGGGGGUGGCAUCCAGAGGUUUGAAGGCAGAGCUUGUGUGGGUGGCGUCCCAUUUGAGCGUAUCAGCUGUACAUACUUAAAACCUUCCCCUGGGAGGUGUCAACCAAUCCCAGCUCCAAAUGUGACUUGCAUUUGAAGCAUGCAAAUGUAGGGAAUGUUUUACAGUAAUGUGUGAAAGAGAGCGAAAGAGAUAUAUACCAUUGGACAAUUAACUGUACAUAAGAGUUUUCAUAUAUAUUAUAUAACUUUUACAAAGAGUAUUUGAAUUUAUUCUGUGCAUGACAAAGAACGGAGUGAUGGUAUUUUUUUCUCUCUUUUAAAAGCCUCUACUUACCAGCUUCAACUGCGGUGCCUUAUUGCAUGAUCAAAGAAACCACAAACGGGACUUGUAGUAUAGCAGAGAUUUGUGAGAGCUAUCGUACACUCUUUGUCAUACCAUGGAACACUUUAUUGCACUUGAAUGUUGUUUGACAAACGCAAAUGCUGCCAUCAUGGCCUUAAACCAUAACUCAUAUUUACUGGUAUUUUAUGAAGGAAGCUUUAAUUUGUAUUUAUUUUGGUACGUGAUAUGGUAACACCUAUGACAAGGAAGUGUUUGGGAUAUUAAUCUAGGUUUUUGAUGUUUAAGCACUUUUGUACUCAUCAUAAAUGACCUCUGGAAACAGACUCGGUACAUGUAACCAAUAGGAACGUAAGAAAUCCUAGUCAGGAAAUGCGACUCAUUUCUGACAUAGCCAUGGAAUGUCAAGUCUCUUCCACCUGUCAUGGUACUAACUACAGUGCCUUCAGAAAGUAUUCAUACCCCUUGACUUAUUCCACGUUUUGUUGCUAUAACAGCCUGAAUUCAAAAUGGAUUUUCACCCAUCUACACACAAUUACCCCAUGACAAAGUGAAAACAUGUUUUUAGAAAUGUUUGCAGAUUUAUGGAAAAUUACUUUCAAACUGUAACUCGGCCUCUCAGGAACAUGGACUGUCUUCUUGGUAAACAACUCCAAUGUAAAUUUGGCCUUUUGUUUUAAGUUAUUAUCCUGCUGAAUGGUAAAUUCAUCUCCCAGUGUUUGGUGGAAAUCAGACAGAACCAGGUUUUCCUCUCAAAUUUUGCCUGCGCCUAGCUCUAUUCCAUUUUUUUUUUAUCCUGAAAAACUCCCCAGUCCUUAACAAUUAAAAGCAUACCCAUAACAUGAUGCAGUCACCACUAUGCUUGAAAAUAUGGAGAGUGGUGCUCAGUAAUGUGUUGUAUUGGAUUUGCCCCAAACAUAACACUUUGUAUUCAGGACAAAAAAGUUAAUUGGUUUGCCACAUUCCUUGCAGUAUUACUGAAAACAGGAUGCAUGUUUUGGAAUAUUAAAUAUUCUUUACAGGGUUCCUUUUCAGUUAGGUUAGUAUUGUGGAGUAAGUACAAUGUUGUUGAUCCAUCCUCAGUUUUCUCCCAUCCCAGCCAUUAAACUCUGUUUUAAAGUCGCCAUUGUCCUCCUGGUGAAAUCCCAGAGGGGUUUCCUUCCUCUCCAUCAACUGAGUUAGGAACGAUGCCUGAUACGCCAUCCCACGUGUAAUUAAUAACUUAACCGUAGGAUAUUUCUACCAAUCUACAAAUGGGUGCCCUUCUUUAUGAGGCAUUGGAAAACUUCCCUGGUCUUUGUGGUUCAAUCUGUGUUUGAAAUUCACUGCUUGACUGAGGGACCUUAAAGAUAAUUGUAUGUGUGGAUGAGAUGAGGUAUGUCAUUCAAAAAGCAUGUUAAACACACGAGUCUAUGCAACUUUAUGUGACUUGUUAAAAAACAUGUUUACUCCUGAACUUAUUUAGGCUUGACAAAACAAAGGGGUUGUAUACUUAUUGAC